CAACGUUGUCAUGGAGUUUUAGGAUAUUCUUUGUGUACAGCUGCACGAACCACGCUCCAAUCCUCUGCAUAAAAUAAACACGUAGUUUCCGAUUCGAUACGCACGCAAUACUGCGAUUUCUUGAAUCAAAUUUUCGAUCCUCAUCGGUAUCUUGGCUUUCUGGCUUCACCAGUUCAGUGCUUUGGUUUCUCAAUUGUCGGCAUAGUCGAGUUCCUAACUUCAAGUGCACUUUGUACCAUGGGGCGUAUGCUCCAGCCUAUAAAAACCGAGGAUUUCAUCAACCUUCCUGCUUCCAGUAUUUCUCGAAGUGGAACUGAGAAUAAUGGAUUACAGCAAUCUGGUUGUGAGUCCAGUGAAAUUGAUUCUUUACCUGUAAACUCCAAGGUCAAAGAUGGGAUCAAUGAAGAGACCUCUGAUGGUGUACAUGAAAAGAAGGGAACUUCAAUGGAAAUUGAUGGUGAAAAAGAUCGAUUUGGUAGCACGUCUACUCUGCCAGUGAGUUUUGAAUUGACUGAAGCUUUUGCAGCACCGGAGAAGAUUACUUGUAUCAGCUCUGUGGCGCGUGCUGAGAAUGGGUAUUUAGCUGAUGAAGACGAAACUAGUUUUAAUAAUCAUAAAAGAGAUGUAACCCUUGUCAGUGAUCGGGGAGUGGAUGCUAGUUCAAUAUCUGGGGUUAAGAGACCCCGAUUAAGUGAUGAUGACAAACAAGCUUCGGUACGUGUUAUUUAUAAUUCUCUGACCAGAGAAAGUAAAAGAAAGCUGGAGGAGCUAUUACAGCAGUGGUCAUGGUCGCACGCACAAAUCUGCUCGUCAUCAAAUGAUUCAAAGGAAGUUUUAGAAUCUGGCGAAGAGACUUACUUCCCGGCUCUUUGUGUUGGUGUGGAUAAGCCUUCUGCAGUGACCUUUUGGGUGGACAACCAAAUAAGCAAUCAACAAAGCGAUGUGUUUAUACCAUUGGAUGGCAAUUCUGUCCCUCUUUAUGACCGUGGAUAUUCUUCGGCUCUGACUUCAACUGAUGGUUCCAUUAAUUUGGAUGGAGGCUUGGAAAUGUUAGAUAAUUCCCGUUGCUUCAACUGUAGUUCUUACAGCCAUGCACUUAAAGAAUGUCCUAAGCCCCGUGACAAUGUUACCAUCAAUAAUGCCCGAAAACAGCACAAGACCAGACGUAAUCAAAAUACCAGUUCUCGUAAUCCCACUCGGUAUUUUCACAGCUCUCCUGGAGGAAAAUAUGACGGUUUAAGGCCAGGCGUACUUGAUUAUGAGACGCGGAAACUUUUAGGACUUGGGGAUCUUGAUCCACCUCCAUGGUUUAACAGAAUGCGGGAAAUAGGAUAUCCACCGGGUUAUUUAGAUCCAGAUGUUGAUGACCAGCCUUCAGGGAUUACAAUUUUUGCUGAUGAAUCAACUAAGGAAGAAACUGAAGAGGGGGAAAUUCUUCAUCCAACUGCUGCUGAGCCAUCCAAGAAAAUGAGUGUUAAAUUUCCUGGAAUAAAUGCUCCAAUACCAGAAAAUGCAGACGAAAGACUUUGGGCAACUGGGUCUUCAAGAUACAAUGUUUCUAGAGAUGGUUCAUACCGUGGACAUAACCACUCGUCUGAAAACUUCAGCAGACGGCACUAUCAUCAACAAAAGUGGUCCAGUGAUUUUGAAGAUGAUAGUCCUCCUGGAGUUGAUCCUGGACGUCGACCCUCAAAUCAUUCUCAUAGAUAUGGUGGUUAUGACUCCAGUUUCUCUUCCCCUAGUGCUAGAUCUAGUCGUCAUGGCCGAUCCUCGUCGGACAGAGGUAGAAGAAGCUCUCUAGUGCAAGAUGGUUCCUCAAACUAUGGCCAGUAUGGUACUGCACAUUCUUCACCCCACAGAUAGGCUGACAUAGGGAUUAUUUCAAAUCCAAUGUGGACAAUUGGGCGAUGGCUGAUGCAAAAUUUUUGCUAACCAGGAAAGACGUUCAUGUAGGAGGGAAAUCACAGGACAAACAUUCUUUUGAAUUGAAGGGGGUCAGUGUACAUAAUUAGAUGUAUAUUCAAUUAUUGUAAACUAAUAAUUCGUGCUCCAUUGAGGGUGGUUGAAUUGUUGUAUUAUCACACUGUUUUCAUCCUCUAAUUUUAUGUAACGUUUAUCAAUGACAUUGUUGUCCUCCCUUUGCCAUGCAUGUCAAGAAAAAUUGAAAUUCAGGAC
Messenger RNA from Olea europaea var. sylvestris, 2175 nucleotides. Its product is annotated as zinc finger CCHC domain-containing protein 8-like. Gene Ontology annotation, molecular function: RNA binding. Gene Ontology annotation, cellular component: catalytic step 2 spliceosome. The transcript has 10 exons. Bases 238 to 1863 code for a protein of 541 amino acids. Lineage: Eukaryota; Viridiplantae; Streptophyta; Magnoliopsida; Lamiales; Oleaceae. The record is from RefSeq and is a predicted model, not a curated record.